Schizosaccharomyces cryophilus OY26 is the source of this 1519-nucleotide messenger RNA. RefSeq lists its product as uncharacterized. The record is from RefSeq and is a predicted model, not a curated record. The coding region runs from base 140 to 1456 and encodes 438 amino acids. The transcript has a single exon. Lineage: Eukaryota; Fungi; Ascomycota; Schizosaccharomycetes; Schizosaccharomycetales; Schizosaccharomycetaceae. Gene Ontology annotation, molecular function: protein binding.
GCUUUUUAUUGUAGCGUUUCAUUCAUUACUUUAUAGAUAGCGACCAUCAGCUACGUUUUUUGCUUACAGGCUUCUGUUAUUAUAGGAGUAAAUUGUUCAAGACAUACUAGACUGGUACGUCCCAUUAGCAAUCCCUCAGAUGCAACUACCCAUUUUUCUCCGGUAUUCUAGAAAUUUGGCGGGGAUUGUGUCAAAACUUGGGAGAGUUCAGACAUUUCAUACUGCAUUAGUUACACAAGUCAGUAAUGCGAGAAAGUUAGCUCGAAAACGCAAAGAAAAGCUGAUUUCAGAGCAAGGUUCCGACAAACAACCCAUACGUCGAUCAAAGAAGCCAAAAGAUGACUUAAAUUUAAGAAAUGAAAGCUAUAAAUUGGCCCAAAAAGUUGCCAAGUUAACAAAAGGAGAACAGCCAAAAGCCGCGCUAGAUUUAAUUUUAAAAAAAUCGUUGGCUAAAAAAACUGUCGCAUACAAUCAUUUGUUAGAAUAUCAUUUGCGGAAGGGCGAAUAUAACACUGCUUGGUCUCUAUACAAUCUAAUGAAAAAAUCGAUGCAAGCACCGAAUGAAUUCACUUACACAAUUUUGUUACAGGGUUUAUACUCUCUGUUGGUCAGUGAUUUAGCUGUCAGUAAGGAGAAGUUGACUGAAUUAAUUAAAAAAGUCUACGAAAAUUUAUAUCGACCCAAUUCCGUGAUAGCUCCAAAUGCGAUCCAUAUCAACGUCUUGGCUCAAUGCUGUUUGAAACUUAAAGAUGUCGAACUUGCGAACGAUAUCCUUUUACAUCCCAAAACAAAAUUGGACUCAUCAAUUGCUUCAAAAUUUAUGUAUCUUUAUCUGGAUAUUGCUCAAAUACAGCCUGAUCGUCUUGAAGAGAUGCACAAGUUUUCUCGUGAUUUGUGGGAAUUUACAAUUUCUAAGUACAAGGAAAAUGAAUUUGCAAUUCAUGAAGACCUCCUUUGCUCUUAUGCAAGAAUUUUGAGCACUUCUAAGCACGAAAGCCACAAGUUUUUGGCUCUGAGAAUCCUACUAGAGCAAGUGGAUGCUCCAGUACAGUAUCCUGUUCAAGAGCCUCAUCCUACGCUACCCGGCCAAUGUUGUGCGGUCACUUCACGAUCAUUAAUCACCGUACUUUUCAUUCUCAGGCAACUGCGCGAUUUAGCAUCCGCUGACUUCUACUGGGCGUUCUACAGAUCAAAGAUUCCCUGGCCCCCUACGAUUCAGGCCUUCCAUGAACGUCUUCGACUUUAUGUUGAGUUGAAUCAAAUGGAAAAAAUUAUGUCUUUAUUACGUGAAAUGAAAGAAGUUAAUGUUUUACCUACGGCUCAAACAAUUGCAAUUGCUAUGUCCUUAUGUCUUCGACACAAGUAUUCCAAAUUCGCUCAAGACAUUUGGGAGUUAGCUCCUCCUAAUACUGAAAAAGUAAAAUGGGUUAAAGAUUUAGUUCCUUCUAAAGCAUAAUAUAGUUACAUUUCAUAUCGAUUGUCUACUGAAUAGUCCAUGUAAUCAAGUUUUGAUGCCAAA